AUGAGUUCAACCCAACUCUCUUUGACAUCUGUCCCCACCCCUUUUCUUCAUCGAUCCUAUCUUCUUCUCAACCCUUUGCUCUCUCAUUUCUCUCGCUUUCUUCCGAAGCUUCCUAUCAUGGCUGACCGUCCUACGACUCCUCAGCGACCUUCAAGAUCCUUGGCUACAAUCGAUGGCUCUGCCUUUCUACGUAAACUCCAAGCUUAUGCUCCCAACUCAUCCCAACUCGUUGGUUUCUUGACUCUCCUCAUAUCUGGCUCAAUUCUUCUCCUCCUUUCAGGUAUCACUGUCACAGUUGCUGUUCUUGGUCUUAUUUUUCUAACUCCUUUGAUUAUCGUUUCAAGCCCAAUUUGGCUCCCCGUCGGAAUCGUUCUCUUUCUUACGGUUGCUGGGUUUUUGUCGAUUUGCGGGGUCGGAGUGGCGGUUGUGGGUGGAUUGUCGUGGUUGUAUAGGUAUUAUAGAGGGAUGAAUCCACCCGGUUCCGAUCGGUUCGAUUAUGCUCGAAGCCGGAUCUUUGAUACGGCGAGCCAUGUGAAGGAUUAUGCUAGAGAGUAUGGUGGAUACCUGCAGAGCAAGGUGAAGGAUGCGGCUCCAGGAGCAUGAUGAUGGGUCGGGUCGGGUCGGGUCUAUAGUGGGUUUGUGUGUGUCUUCAAAAAUGGGGUUGUUUGGACGUUUGCUUAUUAAUUAAUCAAAUUUGUUGUGUUUUUUAUUUGUAAAUAAUCAUGUAUGCUUUAUGGAUAUUCUUUGAUGACGUUUCGUCGUUAUUGGAUUUGAGAAUGUGAUUAAUUUUACCCGAA
Manihot esculenta (cassava) is the source of this 797-nucleotide messenger RNA. Its product is annotated as oleosin G. Gene Ontology annotation, cellular component: monolayer-surrounded lipid storage body; membrane. The record is from RefSeq and is a predicted model, not a curated record. The transcript has a single exon. Bases 1 to 603 code for a protein of 200 amino acids. NCBI's taxonomy places the organism in Eukaryota, Viridiplantae, Streptophyta, Magnoliopsida, Malpighiales, Euphorbiaceae. Gene Ontology annotation, biological process: lipid storage.